AUGGAGACCUCAAUGGAAACAAGAAUAGUAUCGUUAGCCGAAAUCAAGCAGCACAACACUGCAGACGAUUGUUGGAUUGCUGUUCAUUCCAAAGUUUGGGAUAUUACACAUUUCAUAAAUCAGCACCCAGGCGGUCCAGAUGUUCUUUUGAACUCAGCUGGCUCCGAUGCCACAGAUAUUUACAACGAAGUUCACGCGCCCGAAAUUAUUGAAGAUCUGCCCAGCGACAAAUUGAUCGGAUUCCUCGAAGUCUCCUCCUCAAGUUCCCCAACAGAAUCCAAGAUCGUCGAGGUCGAUCCCGUGCCACCCCCAACAUCGCCAACACAGUCGAACGAAUCCUCAAUAACACAAACGACGAAGACAAUUCCACCUCUAGACGCUAUUCUUAGUGCCAGAGACUUUGAAGAAGCAGCGAGAGAUCACCUAUCUGCCAAAACAUGGGCCUUCUACUCGUCCGCCGCAACAGAUCUCAUCACUCAUGGCAAGAACAAGGAAUUGGUCCGGAGACUCAUGAUCAGGCCGCGAAUCUUGAGGAAUGUCUCGAACGUCAACUUCAAGACCAACAUUCUUGGCCUCGAUAGCAAUGCGCCUUUCUUCAUCUCUCCUGCUGCCAUGGCGAGACUUGCACACCCUGACGGAGAACUGGCGCUAAGCCGUGCUGCCGCUAAUGAGGGCAUCAUCCAAUGCAUAUCAAGCAACGCCUCUUUCUCCUUAAAGUCCAUUGUUAAAGCAGUUCCAUCAUCACAACCCUUCUUCUUCCAGCUUUAUGUCAAUUCAGACCAUUCGAAGACGGUUGAGCUGCUGAGGAUGGUCGCUGACCUUGGAGUCAAGGCCAUCUUUGUAACGGUUGAUGCGCCUGUCCCCGGUAAACGAGAGGCCGACGAGAGAGCUGCACAGGAACAAACUGUCAAGUCAGCCAUUAGUGGCGGUGAAAGUAGUAAAGAUAAGAAGGGUAGUGGGUUCGGUCGUCUUAUGGCACAGUAUAUCGACAAGACCUUGUCGUGGGAUGACUUGGGCUGGAUUCGUGAGGCCAGCGGUGGAUUGCCAAUUGUUCUCAAGGGUGUCCAAACAGCAGAAGAUGUCAUUCAGGCCGCUGAGUACGGAGUAGAAGGUGUGCUUCUCAGUAACCACGGUGGAAGAUCACUUGAUGGCGCCCAAGCGAGUAUUCUGGUCUUGCUAGAGUUGAGGAAGAAUUGUCCCGAGAUCUUUGACAAGAUCGAAAUCUACAUCGACGGAGGUUUCGAGCGCGGCUCUGAUAUUCUCAAGGCUAUUUGCCUCGGAGCUACGGCAGUCGGAAUCGGGCGUCCGUUUUUAUACUCUCUCAUUCACGGCCAAGAUGGCGCUGAGCAUCUCUGUCAUAUUCUCAAAGACGAACUCGAGACUUCGAUGCGCCUAUGCGGAAUAACUUCUCUGAGUCAAGCGAAGCCUAGCUUGAUCAACGCACUGGAUGUGGAACACUUGGUUUUUGGUAACACAAGCGGGCGGUUGCUAUCGAAGCUUUAA
Molecule: messenger RNA, 1503 nt
Organism: Fusarium graminearum PH-1
Lineage: Eukaryota; Fungi; Ascomycota; Sordariomycetes; Hypocreales; Nectriaceae
Exons: 4
Coding region: 1-1503 (500 amino acids)
Molecular function (GO): oxidoreductase activity
Source: RefSeq, a predicted model, not a curated record